AUGAUGAUGAUGAUGAUGGGCCGUGUGAUGUGUGUGUUGGCCGUUGUGCUGUGCUGCGCCUGCGGAGCUGUUGUAGUAGUUGCAGUGUCAGCUGAUGGUCCUGAUGUAAAGAGUGAUCUUCGUGAAGAAAAAGACAAAAAGGACAAGGAGCGAAUGAAUGAUUUGGUGGGGUAUGCUCAUGAUUUUAGUUUCGUACACUGGUCUACUGGUUUGAGCAAAGAAGGUAGGGAAGCAGCUGAAAAGGAGGAAGAGUGUAAGAAGGAGAAUUCUAAACUUGACGAUGAAACUUGUAAGAAGAUUGGAGUCGUUCGGAAGGCUGCACCGUCACAAAAGCCACUGGCUCCCGAGAGAACUAAAGAGGGGGUUCCUCAGUCCGUUGGAGGAAGUGGUCUGGGUAAAGGGAAUGAUCAUUUGCCAGAGGUUUCAGCAGAAGGCACACCAGAAGGUGCUGACCGUUCCCCUGCUGCUGCACAACACAAACCAGAUGCUGAUGCUACUACAACACAAAGCCAAAAUCAAGAGUCUAAUACGCUACCACAAGAACACCAAGGAACACCGAGCAACACAUCUGAUAACACUGCAGCCGGUGAUGGUAAUCCUAACCAGCAGUCUUCUGCAGCUGAAGGUGCGACUUCCACAGAAGGUUUACAGGAGAAUGCCAAUGCUGACUCAACGGCCACCACCACCACCACCACCACCACAACAACAACAACAACAACAACCCUUCCUCCUGUUCCUGUACCCAAUGCAGAGAUCAGCAGCAACAUCGCUUCCGCAGUUCAGAAGAAGGCUAAUGUUGACAGCAGUCUCAGUCCUGUGUGGAUGCGCACUGUAACACCGCUGCUGAUUGUGGCUGUGUUGUUCUCCGUUACUGUGUACUGA
This is a messenger RNA of Trypanosoma theileri, 882 nucleotides long. RefSeq lists its product as uncharacterized. Bases 1 to 882 code for a protein of 293 amino acids. NCBI's taxonomy places the organism in Eukaryota, Euglenozoa, Kinetoplastea, Trypanosomatida, Trypanosomatidae. The transcript has a single exon. The record is from RefSeq and is a predicted model, not a curated record.